Sclerotinia borealis F-4128 is the source of this 1206-nucleotide messenger RNA. Lineage: Eukaryota; Fungi; Ascomycota; Leotiomycetes; Helotiales; Sclerotiniaceae. The record is from the annotation of a GenBank genome assembly.
AUGUCUGGCAAGGGAUUAUCUUAUGGUCUCAGCAUCACAAAGAAACCAAAUGGCAAUGGCGCGAAACAACCUCCUGCGAAACGGAGACCGAUAUUUGGUGGAGACGACGAUUCGGACGAUGAUACCAAAACUGGGGAUGGUGGAAUAGAGGAGAUUGGUGAGCUUGGGGAAGCAUCAUCCAAACAAACUGUCGCAAAGCCUUUACAGAAGAAAGGUCCCAAAAUUUCGAUUGGAUCUAAACCGAAACUCGAUCCCUUAAAGAAGGCGCCUAUAGGCAUGUAUGGCGACCUCUCUAGUUCAUUCACGUCGAAGAAACAUGCAGAGACCGCAGAAGAACUUGAUGCGAAUAUCUACGACUACGAUGCAGUUUACGAUUCAUUGAAGCCACAAAAGAAGAUAAUCCCCGAAGAAGAAGAACGGAAACCGAAAUAUAUGAGCCAUCUCAUCGCAGCAGCCGCGGUGCGAAAGCGCGAUUCUACAAUUGCCGAGGAGAAGAAACUUGCUAGAGAACGAGAAGCUGAAGGAGAUGAGUAUGCGGAUAAGGAGAAAUUUGUGACAUCGGCAUACAAGAAACAACAAGAGGAUAAUCGCCGGGUUGAAGAAGAAGAACGAUUGAAAGAGGAGGAAGAGCAAAGAAAGAAUAAAGGCACGGGGAUGACCAACUUCUACAAAAAUAUGCUUGAAAAGGGUGAGCAGAAACACGCUGAGGUAGUAAAGGCUGCCGAGGAAAGGAUCAAACAAGGACCUCAAGAAGACACGGCGGAGGAUGCAAAGACGAAGACCGAAGCAGAUAUAGCACGGGAAAUCAACGAGAAGAAGGCAGGUACAAUUGCAAUCAACGAUGAAGGUCAGGUUGUUGACAAAAGAGAAUUACUCAAAGGCGGACUGAAUGUAAUACCGAAGCCGAAAUCAGCGCCCAAUGCGAAUUUAUCAAGAAGUGGAAACUCAAUGCCUGAUCGCGGAAGAGGCAAUGCAUUUGUGGGAGCCGGAGGUGGCAAACAAGCCAUGCGCGAGCGACAAUCACGAAUGAUGGAGGCACAAUUGGAACAAGUUACGAAGAGAGCCUUGGAAGAAGACGAAGAAGAGAAGCAGAAAGUGGAGAGAGCUUCUAAGAGUAGAAAGACCGAGGGCGAUAUAAUGAGCGCCAAGGAGAGAUACCUGGCCAGGAAAAGGGAGGCAGAAGAAGCAAAGAAAGGAGGAGAAUGA